UUUUCUCUUCACUGAAUAGAUUUUGCUAAUGAGGCCUCGUGGAAAGGGGUAUAAUAAAUACAGCAGGAGCUUUAGUCGCACACGAGUGGCAAUCCACACGGUGAUAUAUUAGGUCCUGCUAGAAGGAAACCUCAUAUAUAUAUAUUUCUGUACUUCGAUAAAUAGCUUAAUAGACACUAUUUAUAGAUUUAGUCAUUUUCCUUUCCUUUGUAUAGUUUUAUAGAAUUCAGUUGAAAUUAAUUUGACGUCACAGACCCCAAAUCACCAACCAUGGCAGACGAAGCUCGUCAAACCAUGACGAAGUUCUGGGAGGAACACUCUCGAGAUGCCACUUUGGAAGAGAUGAUGCUGGACUCCAGUGCUAAGCUCUUAUCUAAAGAGGAAAAGCCAGAGAUCAUCUCGCUAUUACCCUCUCUAGAUGGGCUUUCUGUGUUGGAACUUGGGGCCGGUAUAGGUCGUUAUACAGGGCAUCUUUCUAAGUUAGCAAGCCAUGUGACUGCCGUUGACUUCAUGCAAAAGUUUAUUGACAAAAACCGUGAGGACAACGGAUAUCGAGGAAACAUCACAUUCCUGCAAGCUGAUGUUACCCAACUGGAACAGCCAAGUGAGAGUUUUGACUUUGUCUUCUCUAACUGGCUGUUCAUGUACCUGACUGAUGAAGAGUUAGUAACGCUGAUACAAAAAAUGAUGAGCUGGCUAAAACCUGGAGGGUACCUGUUCUUCAGAGAGUCCUGCUUUUAUCAAUCAGGGGACUCAGAGCGGACAUUUAACCCCACGUUUUACCGGACCCCUGCUCAGUACAACCAUCUUAUUACGUCUGUAACCUCCACAUCAGGAAACAAUGGUUUUGAAAUUGUGAUGUCAAAGUCUGUACAGACGUAUAUUAAGAUAAAGAAGAAUCAGAACCAGGUGUGCUGGCUCCUGCAGAUGGUCCCUCGGGUUCCUGAUGCCCAUCAGGGCUAUGGGACGUUUCAGCAGUUCCUGGAUAACCAGCAGUAUUCCCGAAGGGGGAUCCUCCGAUAUGAGAAAAUAUUUGGGGAAGGCUUUGUUAGCACAGGAGGCCUUGAAACCACUAAGGAGUUUAUCUCAAUGCUGAAUCUGCUUCCUGGUCAACGUGUCAUUGAUGUGGGCUGUGGUAUUGGUGGAGGAGACUUCUACAUGGCCAAGAUGUAUGGGGUAGAAGUCCUGGGGAUGGACCUGUCAUCUAACAUGGUGGAGAUCGCCAUGGAGAGAGCCAUUAAAGAGAAGACCCCUCUUGUGCAGUUUGAAAUUGGAGAUGCCACAAGGAGGAUAUUUCCCGAGGCAUCAUUCGAUGUGGUGUACAGCAGAGAUACCAUCCUUCACAUCAAUGACAAGGGCGCCCUAUUCAAGAGAUUCUUUUCUUGGUUGAAGCCAGGUGGAAAGCUCUUGAUCACGGAUUAUUGUUGUGGGGAGCGUCCCUGGUCUCCAUUGUUCCAGGAGUAUGUGAAGCAGAGAGGAUACAUUCUGUAUACACCCAAGGAGUAUGGACAGUUCCUGGAGCAGGUUGGCUUUGUAAAUGUUCAGGCUCAGGAUCGGACAGAACAAUUUGUACAAGUACUGAACACAGAACUUAAGCGUACUCAUGAGAUCAAGGAGGAAUUCCUGCAGGGUUUCUCUGAAGAAGAUUAUAACUACAUAAUUGAUGGCUGGAAGGAAAAACUGCAUCGCUGCAGUCUUGGAGAUCAACGCUGGGGACUCUUCUAUGCUGAAAAACCACUAGAUGCCAUUUUAUAAUUCUGUACAUUCCUCCUUCAUAUCAAGGUCUUAGCCACGGCAGGGAGAAUCAUUUGAGUAUUAAAUUAAACACAUUUGUUUAUAUAUAUAAUGUAUAUAUGCCUUGGUUUGUGUCACCUACACCAUGUGGUUGCAAGGAAUCUGUUUUCAAUUUCUAGUGAUACUUUGUGACCAAAAUGGGCUUUACAACUAUCAAUGAAUAAUAUGCAGUGAGUGCCAUCCAGAGGAUAAUGCUUAUAUUACAGUUAAAGAUGUGAUGGAAUCAUAGCAUAGAAUAUGCCAGAGGUAGUGGAUACUGGAAUAUCCGUUUUAGGUAACAAUUCCGGCUGUCCAAGGGUAAGUAGCAUGGGUGUUGUAGAGUCAAACUACACAAUUAGACUUUUAGCAAAGCCGAGUCUUUUAAUUUCAGCAGCUUUUUAUCUUUUUUAUCAUUGUUUUGGAAAUUACUACUGACAGAUGCCUAAUGUAGGAGUGAGAGGGGUGGCAGACCAGCCACAGCUUCUGUCCCCUGAACUGAUCUCCUUGAUGUGAUCUCUAAUGCAGCAAACAUUGAAAAGAGCUAAAAGAGUAUAUAGUCAUACACUGACAGUCUGCCCUGUACAGUUACCAGAGGGUGCAAGAGACGAUUUGGGCCAGAAGAGGCACAAAUGCUGCUUUCACCCUAAUGGACCACCUCAAGUAUUGGGGGGUCCCUUAAUUUAUUUUUAGUGGGGCGGCAGGAGGAAUCUGGGAGAUGCCUAGGGCAGCGCCACAAAUGUAUCAGCAAUUAGAGAAAAAAAAUACUAUUGUUACCAAUGCACAAGCCUUUUGGGCUACCAAAAGAACAGUGUCUGGUCUUUAUGAGAUAUAUACAACUGCUAUUGUCAAUAAAAGUGAUUUAUAAAUGUA
Molecule: messenger RNA, 2643 nt
Organism: Spea bombifrons (plains spadefoot toad)
Lineage: Eukaryota; Metazoa; Chordata; Amphibia; Anura; Pelobatidae
Exons: 12
Coding region: 271-1755 (494 amino acids)
Molecular function (GO): S-adenosylmethionine-dependent methyltransferase activity
Source: RefSeq, a predicted model, not a curated record